AUGACCCCCGUUUCCGCUGAGCCAAUAUUCAAACCGUCACCAACACCCAUCACCAUCAUCACCAUCAUCACCAUCAUCACCAUCACCACCACCACCACCACCACCGCAUUCGCAAGACUCGCCUCAACCAUGGAAGACAUCGCCAUGAGCGAUGCGAUGCCAGACUGGCCGACAGAAGCCGCAAGUACCCCAGAUAUCGACAUGCUCGUAGAUGCACCCAGUAUGCCAACACUCGACGAGCUUCGCCAGUAUAUCGGACCAAACGGCCGCCAGAUCAAGAAGAUAUGGGCGCGCUACGAGCCAACCGUCACCAAAGCUCGUCAUGCAGAGUUCGAGCAGAUGCUACUGGCCAUCGCCGAGCCCGCAUCACGAGAUGGCGUUGGACUGUUCCGUCUUAAGCCGGAAGAGCUUGUGCACCUGGAGGCAGCAUUCAAUGAAAACUCGUCGACCUCUGGCGCUCCGAGUACUACCGUUGCUCAUGGUCCACAGGCGAAUGCAACUGCCGUAUCUGUCAAUGUCGAGACUUCAUCUGCUCAGUUUCCUACUCGCGAUGCAGUUUGCACCUACAUCUGGUCGCAGCCUGGCGGCAGAGUUCACAAGAAGGACCUCUUGAGACACUAUCGGGACGCGAUUGUUGCACGCCAUGGCGAGUUCGUUAAGAUGGUAGCCGAGGUGGCGCAGAAAGAUAGGGACGGAUACCUGAAGCUGAAGUGA
Messenger RNA from Fulvia fulva, 714 nucleotides. RefSeq lists its product as uncharacterized. The transcript has a single exon. The coding region runs from base 1 to 714 and encodes 237 amino acids. The record is from RefSeq and is a predicted model, not a curated record. Lineage: Eukaryota; Fungi; Ascomycota; Dothideomycetes; Mycosphaerellales; Mycosphaerellaceae.